AUGGUUGUUGAAGAGAUAUUCUUACUAAAACAUUGGAAAAAGCGCGAGGGCAGGAGGGCGCGCGCGUUGGCCAGGGCGGAGGGCGGCGAACGGGAGGCGGCAGUCGGUGCCGUGCCGCGCCCGGGCUCGCUGCGCUUACGUAACGAUGCUGGACCCCGCGAGCUGAUGGCCGCGCUCGUCUGGUGGCUGGCGGCCUGCUGCCUGGUGCGCGCCGUUACCGCCGGCAAUCCGGACGCCAAGCGUCUCUACGACGAUCUGCUCUCCAACUACAACAAACUAGUCCGCCCCGUCGUCAACACCACCGACGUCCUUCGCGUCUGCAUCAAGCUCAAGCUCAGUCAACUCAUCGAUGUUAACUUGAAGAACCAAAUUAUGACAACAAACCUUUGGGUGGAGCAAUCUUGGUACGACUACAAGCUGCGGUGGGAGCCGCGGGAGUACGGGGGGGUGCACAUGCUGCAUGUGCCCUCCGACCACAUCUGGCGACCUGACAUCGUGCUCUACAACAAUGCCGACGGCAACUUCGAGGUAACUUUGGCGACCAAGGCGACCAUCUACCACCAAGGGCUAGUCGAAUGGAAACCACCCGCAAUUUACAAGUCUUCCUGCGAGAUAGACGUGGAAUAUUUUCCUUUCGACGAGCAAACAUGCGUUCUUAAGUUCGGUAGCUGGACCGCCGACGGCAACUACGAGGUGACGCUGAUGACCAAGGCCACGGUGUACCACAACGGCAUGGUGGUGUGGCAGCCGCCCGCAGUCUAUAAGUCGUCCUGCUCUAUCGACGUCGAGUUCUUUCCUUACGACGUGCAAACCUGUGUGCUUAAGUUAGGCAGCUGGACGUAUGAUGGCUUCAAGGUGGACUUGAGACACAUGGACGAGCAGGCCGGCAGCAACAUAGUAUCGGUUGGCGUUGAUUUGUCCGAGUUCUAUAUGUCUGUUGAAUGGGACAUACUGGAGGUUCCUGCGGUCAGAAAUGAAAAGUUCUACACGUGCUGCGACGAGCCCUACCUGGACAUAACAUUCAACAUAACGAUGCGGCGGAAAACGCUCUUCUACACCGUGAACAUCAUCAUACCCUGCAUGGGCAUCUCUUUCCUCACAGUUCUCACGUUUUACUUACCUUCAGAUAGCGGGGAAAAGGUAACACUUUCCAUCUCGAUCCUGAUUAGCCUCCACGUGUUCUUCUUGCUAGUAGUGGAGAUCAUACCGCCCACCUCGCUCGUCGUUCCCUUGCUCGGGAAAUAUCUCAUUUUCGCGAUGAUAUUGGUGUCGAUAAGUAUAUGCGUGACGGUGGUGGUGCUCAACGUACACUUCCGGUCGCCGCAAACACACCGCAUGGCGCCGUGGGUGAAGCGCGUCUUUAUUCACAUACUUCCACGCUUGCUCUUUAUGAAGAGACCGCAAUACAAGUUUGAUACGACGAGUCUGUGUAGAUCGCGGUACACGACGUGUGGGGUAGUAGUGCGGUGCGGGGGCGCCGCUCGACCUCUCUACCCCUAUCGGCUAGCAGCCGCAGACGACGACUGCUGCGCGCCCGGUGCAUGGCCGCCCCCCGCUGCCCCCGCCAGGCCCCUCACACGCACCCCCAGCAAAGAGGACCUCACGCAUACUACGUAUGUCCAGUCUGGAUUGGGGGAAAGCAAUCGUUUUGGAGGCAGUUGCGUAGUGCACGGGUCCAGCGAGGGAGGUGCUCUGCCCGUACCAGAGGAGGAAGCACUGAGUCCCGUCCCUGACCCUCCCCCGGGCUUCAGCCACUCCGCCUGCCCUCCUGAAGUACAUAGGACGUGCUUCUGUGUUCGCUUUAUAGCUGAACAUACAAGAAUGCUAGAAGAUUCUACUAAGGUAAAAGAAGAUUGGAAGUACGUGGCGAUGGUGCUGGAUCGAUUAUUUCUAUGGAUAUUUACUCUGGCCGUGUUAGUGGGGACCGCCGGAAUCAUCCUGCAGGCGCCUACGCUCUACGACGACCGCGUGCCCAUAGACAAGCACUUCAAUCAGAUCGCCACUUCGACUCUAGUCCGGUGUCCGCCGCCCUCG
Brenthis ino (lesser marbled fritillary) is the source of this 2034-nucleotide messenger RNA. The record is from the annotation of a GenBank genome assembly. Lineage: Eukaryota; Metazoa; Arthropoda; Insecta; Lepidoptera; Nymphalidae.